AUGACCACGAAUUAUGAUCUCAUAGUCGUAGGAGCUGGUUGGUUCGGGCUCGCCGCAGCUAGGACAUAUUUGGAGCUCCACCCAGGAGUGAAGUUGCUUGUCAUCGAUUCUGCUAGCAGUAUCGGCGGCACCUGGUCCAAUGACCGGCUUUAUCCAGGCCUCAAAUCGAAUAAUUUCUUCGGGUCAUACGAAUAUCCCGACUUUCCAAUGGACGAGGAUGUGUACGGCGUCAAGCCAGGUGAACACAUCCCGGCUGGCGUUCUGCACCGCUACCUGACCGACUUUGCCACCAAGUUUGGAGUUGCUGAUCGCACCCGCUUAAAUACCAAAGUCGAAAGCAUUGAGGGCUCUCAAAGCGGGGGUUGGCUUCUCCAUGUCUCAUCCAGUGAUUCGAGAGAAACUUUGGAGACUGAGAAGCUCAUUAUCGCUACCGGCUUGACAUCUCAGCCGAACAUGCCCACCUAUGCUGGACAGGAGAACUUUACUUCGCCUAUUUUCCACGCCAAAGACUUCUGCAUUCAUAGAGAUACCAUCUCCAAAUCAAAGAGAGCAGUAAUCGUGGGCGGUGGCAAGUCUGCAUAUGACUGCGCUUAUGCUUUUGCAACAGAAGCGGAUGCUCAGGUCGACCUCAUUAUCCGCCCAACCGGUCAAGGCCCCGUCUGGCUCAACCCGCCCUAUGCAACUCCAUUCAAGACAAUGGUGGAAGAACUUAUCCACACGCGCUUUAUGACCUGGUUCAGCCCUUGCCCUUGGGGCGGAGAAGAUGGGUUUGGUGUUGCUCGAGGCUUCCUCCAUGGGACUGCUUUUGGCAGGCUUCUCGUCGAAAACUACUGGAACAAAUUGACUGCCGACACUAUUGAAGCAAAUGGAUUUAAUGACGACUCGGAACUCUUCAAGCUGAAGCCCUGGUACUCUGCAAUGUGGACCGGGAGUGGAGUCGGAAUUCACAAUUUUGACUCGAGCCUCUGGGACCUCGUGAAGCAGAGAAAGAUUCGAGUUCACCUAGCAGACAUUACCAAACUUGAUGGGCAAAAUGUCUAUCUCACCAAUGACAAAGUGAUCGAAACCGAUGUCGUCGUCUGUGCAACCGGCUGGAAGAAGGAUUCUAUCAUUGACUAUUCCAAAUGCAAAGACGUGGCCCAGCUCGAAUACAAGGAUGGCCAGCGAGAUAUCAUGUGCAAAGAGGCGGACAAGGAAAUCCUCCAAUCAUUCCCCAUGCUCAAGUUGCAGCCAGUCCUUCGAUAUGAGCGAAAGGACUCUGAGCCUCUUCGCAAUUAUCGAUUUAUUGUUCCCGCGAACUUGGUCUCCAAGCGCAAUGUUGCGUUUGCCGGCAUGGUGUCUACCACUAGCACGGCGAUGUUUGCCAACGCCCAAGCCCUCUGGAUAUCGGCCUUCUUCGACAAUAAACUCAAGAGACUACCAAAGAACCAGGACGAGGUCGUCAAAGAAACGAUGCUUUACACCCGAUUUGGCAAGUGGAGAUACCCUUGUGGGUACGGAGAUUCAAUCCCGGACUUUGCGUUCGAUUCUCUGCCCUAUGUAGACUUGCUGCUCAAUGAUUUGGGGCUCAAGAGUCAGCGGAAGGCUACGCGAAUGGCAGAAAUCACUGAGCCAUACAAGCCGCGGGACUACAGCGGGCUAAUCAAUGAAUGGACUGAAGCUGAAUCCAAGUCGAACGGACCGAGAGUAGUCUAG
Messenger RNA from Ilyonectria robusta, 1695 nucleotides. Its product is annotated as putative dimethylaniline monooxygenase. The transcript has 2 exons. The record is from RefSeq and is a predicted model, not a curated record. NCBI's taxonomy places the organism in Eukaryota, Fungi, Ascomycota, Sordariomycetes, Hypocreales, Nectriaceae. Bases 1 to 1695 code for a protein of 564 amino acids.